This is a messenger RNA of Thamnophis elegans (Western terrestrial garter snake), 1025 nucleotides long. It is a transcript of the gene OLIG1, whose product is annotated as oligodendrocyte transcription factor 1. The record is from RefSeq and is a predicted model, not a curated record. Gene Ontology annotation, molecular function: protein dimerization activity. Lineage: Eukaryota; Metazoa; Chordata; Lepidosauria; Squamata; Natricidae.
AUGUUGAGGCAACACUUUUCGUACGAGCUGGUUCGCUACACGCAGGCCCCUCCCGCCUUGCUACCCAAACAAGCGGAGGAGAGCAGGCCGGACUUUGCGGCGGAGCAGCUCCAGACGCGACCCGGGACUGGGACCAGCCGGGCGGGCGGUGGCAAGAGCGAGCAGCAGCAGCUGCGGAGAAAGAUCAACAGCCGCGAGCGGAAGCGGAUGCAGGACCUCAACUUGGCUAUGGACGCGCUGCGAGAGGAUCUGCCUUAUUCGACGGCUCAUUGCCAGAGCUCGCCGGGGCGGAAGCUCUCCAAGAUCGCCACGCUGCUCUUGUCUCGGAAUUACAUUCUUUUGUUGGGCAGCUCCUUGCAAGAGCUCCGGAGAAUCAUAGGGGAGAUUAGCGGCUCCUCGGGUCCCAGGCUGCUGCUGGCUGGACUGCCUCUCUUCGCCGCCGCCGUCGCCCCGGGCCCGGUGCUGCUAACGCCGGGCCCGGUCAGUCACCAUAACCUGCACCACCACCACCACCACCCGGAGAGGCUGCGACCGGCCCAAAUACUCUCGGCGGCCCUGGAGGAGCAGCAGUGCGGCCAAGGGCGCGUACCCGAUGGGGCGACCCUUUGCUCCUGCGCCGCUUGCAAAUUCCCUCACUUGUUUCCUUCCGCCUUCGGGGUGGCCGCUGUGCAGGCGCAGUUUUCCAAAUGAGCCUGGCCCUCCUGAGCUGAGGAGGGAUGGAAAUGGAGGGGGCCCCGCAGGCUGCAAUCGAAACGGGUGGGAGAACGGGGCCCGGAGGGCUCAAGGCUCCUCGCGUGCUUCUCCUAUUUGUAUUAUUCGGUCUGGAUGGAGCGACAGCUGGGGGCAGAGAGACGAAAAUGUUUAAGACCCUGAAAAGGACAGUUUUGCACGUUUUCCUCUCAAAUCGGUUACACGAUCACUGGGACGAAAGUCUGAUUUUGGCCCUCGGGUACGAAUGUGAAAGAGGGGGAGAAUGGGACAAUUAUAUUAAAUAGGUCCAAAUAACUAGUCCAACUAUAACCCAU